Messenger RNA from Cynara cardunculus var. scolymus (artichoke), 2724 nucleotides. RefSeq lists its product as uncharacterized. The record is from RefSeq and is a predicted model, not a curated record. Gene Ontology annotation, molecular function: nucleic acid binding. The coding region runs from base 128 to 2509 and encodes 793 amino acids. The transcript is spliced from 14 exons. Lineage: Eukaryota; Viridiplantae; Streptophyta; Magnoliopsida; Asterales; Asteraceae.
GUCACCACCAGACAUCAGACAAACGGAUAGACCCCCUCCCUUCUCUCUCUCAAACACACACAGAGAAACACGCACACAGUCAUCUUGAAGGGCUUAUCGACAACAGCUGAUUCCGUUUUCUUGAAAAAUGGAGAGUCUAUCUCUCACCACAACCACCACUACCACCGAUACUUCAAAGUUUAGAUUCUCUAUCCCUUGUUAUAAAAAUCCCAAACUAUACAGAAAUCUUCCUUUCUAUCACAAACGUCAUAGAAAAUUCCUACUUUUUGCCGCUAAAGAUGAAGAUAAAUUUGACAGUUGGGACCAAAUGGAGCUUAAGUUUGGGAAAUUAAUCGGUGAAGACCCCAAACUUACCCAUGCCAAGAUAAUCGGCAGAAAAGCACACCCGGAAUUAUCUUACUUGGAAAUCGAAAAAUUAUACAAUAGGAAGGGUAAUAAAACAGUCAUCAGUGACAUAGAGGAGGUUCCGUUUGAUGUAUCUGAUGUUAGGAGGAAGCCGAAUGAUUCCCUUGAUGGAUUGAAUUUAACUCGGCCAGUACCCAAAAAAGGAGUCAAAUUUGAAACAAGUGAGAAGCCAGUAGUACCCAAAUUAGAGAGGCCAAACCUACCGUUAGCAAAAGGUCUGAAUAAUCCUAGGCAAAGUGUCUCAAAUGCUGAAUUGCAGAAAUUAGAGAGGCCAAACCAACCAUUAGCAGAAGGUCUGAACAAACCUAGGCAAAGUGUCCCAAAUGCUGAAUUACGAAAACCAACUACUUUUAAAGACGAUGAUGGUUCAGGAGCAAUGUUGCCGAGGCCAAAGUUGUCAUUUAAAGUGAGUAAUGAACAGGAGAAAGAACGGUUUACGGAUAUGACAUUGGUGAGGAAGCCUGCACCUUUUUUGCAGAAGGAAGAAACAGAAGUUAUGGAUAACGAUGAAGAAAAUCCACAUGAAAUCCAAACAGAUGUUUCACUCCUACAAAAGCCGGAGUCUUUUUUGCAGAAGGAAGAAAUAGAAGUUACGGAUGAUGAUAAAGAAAGUCCACGUGAAAUCCAAACAGAUGUUUCACUCCUACAAAAGCCUGAGAUCACAGUGGAUCAAACUUAUAAAGAUCAACACGAAUCAAGCAGUUCACGAAAUCUUGAUUUAGCUUCUGAGAUGGAAAAUGUGGCAAAGUUUGAUCCUGAACCAUCACAGGAAACCGGGGAUUCUUUGGACUUACAAGAGAUUGGUCACGAGAAUGAUUCUUUAACAGGAUCACAACCUUCUGAUUCUGAUCCUAAUCUAGCAGCCACUUCGACUACUGAAAUGUCUCUGGAUACUGCAUUAAGAGGACCACCUAAAAGAUUAGAUCAAUCCACCAGAGAUACGUCAAAGAUUGAGAAAGGGGUUACGAGUCCUAUGAAUCCAAUGCCCGAUGUUAAUCCUAUUGAGAGUGAAAACUUGCCCACAACACCAUUCUUGAAGGAGCGUGAAGAUGCCGACUGGAAAAGAGCUGAAUAUUUAAUCAAGACAGAGGGAAGAGAAGAAGUGGAACUCAUAAACUCUAGCACUCGGGGAUUUGUUGCAUCUUUUGGUUCUUUGAUCGGGUUUUUGCCUUAUCGAAAUCUUGCCACCAAGUGGAAAUAUUUAGCUUUCGAGUCUUGGUUGAGGAAGAAAGGUUUAGAUCCUGCUGUUUACAGGCAAAGUCUUGGGGUUAUUGGAGGCUAUAAUGCUACAAGCAAGACAACUCCUAACCCAAGCGUAGAUCCUAAAAAGAUCGAGGGUGAAAUAUCAGCCGAUAUGAAACUUGAAGAUCUUCUUGCUAUUUAUGAUCACGAAAAACUCAAAUACUUGUCAUCGUUUGUCGGUCAGAAAAUAAAAGUAAAUGUCGUCUUGGCAGAUAGAGAAUUGAACAAGCUAAUAUUUUCGGCAAAGCCGAAAGAGAAGGAGGAAUCAGUCGAGAGAAAGCGAAGUCUCAUGGCUAAGCUUAGUGUUGGAGAUGUCGUGAAGUGUUGCAUCAAAAAGAUUACUUACUAUGGUAUUUUCGUCGAGGUCGAAGGAGUACCUGCGUUGAUUCACCAGACUGAAGUAUCGUGGGACGAUACCUUGGAUCCCAUAUUGAAUUUCAAAAUCGGGCAGGUUGUUGAAGCAAAGGUUCAUCAGUUAGAUUUUUCACUCGAACGGAUAUUUUUGUCGUUGAAGGAAAUUACGCCAGAUCCGUUGACCGAAGCUUUGGAGGCUGUUAUCGGUGAUCAAGCUAACUUGGAUGGAAGAUUAAAAGCAGCCGAACCCGAUGAGGAGUGGGCUGACGUUGAUUCGCUUGUGAAAGAACUAGAACAAUACGAAGGCGUUGAGCUAGUAAAGAAAGGGCGGUUUUUCUUGAGCCCCGGUUUGGCACCGACAUUUCAGGUUUAUAUGGCAUCCGUGGUCGAGAAGGAGUACAAAUUGCUUGCUCGAGCUGGAAACAAAGUACAAGAGGUGAUCGUUGAGACGUCGAUGGGGAAAGAAGAGAUGAAAUCAGCGAUUCUAACAUGCACCAACAGAGUCUGAAUGAUUAUUUGUGUAUAGUUUGUGUGAAGAAAUUAAGAGUUAAUUGUUGUUAUUGAUUUAGUGGUAUAUGCAAGUUUGUAGCUACAUGCAUAUAACUUAUUGAACUAGACCUGGCUUAUUAGGUUAUGCUUGUUGGUCCACUUCAUAUGGAAGUUACAUCACAUGUUGGCUUUUGGUUGUUAUGUAUGCAUCAUGUGAUGUGUUCCUUUGUUUCU